GAGACGACUCCUUUAGUCAUUGCUGAGUUUCAGCUUUGGACGCUGAGAAUGACUGUUUUAGAUAUGAAUGGGGAUAUGCUUUUGUACGUCUUUGCUGGACUUGGAGUUUUCAGCUUCAUGGUGGGAGCCGUCCAGCUGAUUUGGAAUAUCUGGCGUGGCUUUCUUUCUUAUAUAAUGCCGUGGUUUUGGAAGACCGAUCUGAAGUCCUUUGGAGAGUGGGCAGUUGUAACAGGAGCUACAUCAGGAAUUGGAAAAGCCUAUGCACAUGAGCUGGCGAGAAAUGGCCUGAAUGUCAUCUUAAUCAGCCGCUCUAUGGAAAGGCUGAAAAAUGUGGCUACAGAAAUCGAAAAGCAACAUGGUCAGAAAACUCGCAUCAUUCAAGCGGACUUCACCGAAGGUUACUCCAUUUAUGAAGGCAUUGAAGAAAAGCUGAAAGGCCUAGAAAUUGGAAUUCUAGUCAACAAUGUUGGAAUGAUAUAUGCAGGCUAUUUUUGCCGGCUACUUGAUACUACAAACCCAGCUCAGAAAUUGAUUCAAGUGAUCAAUUGCAACAUCCUCUCCGUGACACAGAUGAGCAGUAUGCUUCUGCCAGAGAUGAUCAAAAGAAAAAAAGGGCUGAUCAUCAAUAUAUCCUCAGAAAUGGCAUCCCAUCCUCAUCCAAUGGGGAACAUCUACUCCUCAACAAAGGUUUUUGUUAACUUUUUUUCCAGAAGUCUACAUGCAGAAUACAAAGGCAAAGGCAUCAUUGUUCAGUGUGUGAUGCCUUUGCUAGUUUCUACCAACAUGACAUACAACCUGAACCCCAAUUUGUUGGUGAAGGAUCCAGACAGCUAUGCUAAGGAGGCCCUCAGCACAGUGGGCUACAGCACCUUUACCAGCGGCUGCCUGUCCCAUGCUUUGCAGCAUUAUGCCUUCAAUUUUUUCAUGCCUGGCUGGUUCCGUCUCAGUAACCUUUACAUACAUCAACUGGAGAGAUUUGCAUCAAAAUAUCAAAAAAGAAUAAUGAAGAAUGAAAAAGGAGAAUGAAAAUUUAAGUAAUGUCAUUCAGGCUCUGAGUGACAUAGGUGCCUGUGCUUAGUAAUCAUUUUUUCUGCAUUGUGUACUGAAACGUUACAUAAGAGAUAAAGAAUGUUAAAAAUUAUUGCUAAAAUGGGGAUGUAAGUUAACAACUGCAUAGACUGAGUAUUAAAUGGUUUAAGAAAGUCCUCCAAACUCCUAUGAAUACUGUUUAAAAAUAAUAGCUUUGUUUGCAGCAAUAGUGCCAUAAACUGUUUUGGACUUUGUUGUUU
Molecule: messenger RNA, 1289 nt
Organism: Erpetoichthys calabaricus (reedfish)
Lineage: Eukaryota; Metazoa; Chordata; Cladistia; Polypteriformes; Polypteridae
Product: very-long-chain 3-oxoacyl-CoA reductase-like
Exons: 11
Coding region: 49-1026 (325 amino acids)
Cellular component (GO): endoplasmic reticulum
Molecular function (GO): oxidoreductase activity
Source: RefSeq, a predicted model, not a curated record